Molecule: messenger RNA, 246 nt
Organism: Leptosia nina
Lineage: Eukaryota; Metazoa; Arthropoda; Insecta; Lepidoptera; Pieridae
Source: the annotation of a GenBank genome assembly
AUGCGUCACACGACGGCCGAGCGGGUCAUCGUGCCGCGGCCACUCCCCGCGCCACCCCGACAGCCGCGAUUCGAGACUUUCCUUCGAGGGCUAGUUGCGGAUUGCUUCUGUGGGAUUUUCCUCCCUCAGCUUGCAGAUAAGGACCAAGAUCGCUUAUUUCUAAGCGCGGGCGCACCACAAGAUGGAAACCGGUCACCUCGAAUGGAUCAUUUACUGUGCCUAUUUAAUAUAGCCGAUUCCCAAUGA